This is a messenger RNA of Dreissena polymorpha, 926 nucleotides long. RefSeq names its product tomoregulin-2-like. Gene Ontology annotation, molecular function: protein binding. The transcript is spliced from 4 exons. The coding region runs from base 202 to 891 and encodes 229 amino acids. NCBI's taxonomy places the organism in Eukaryota, Metazoa, Mollusca, Bivalvia, Myida, Dreissenidae. The record is from RefSeq and is a predicted model, not a curated record.
GCAAUCGUUUUCGUACCUUUUAAAUUGUGUCAGUGAUGUAAAAUCGUGAUUUAGAGGUCGUGAAUAAAUCAAUGAUGCCUUUGAUCAACUAAUUACAACUAUUCGUGAUUUUAGAUAAGGAAUUCAUGUCGGUAUAAAUGUAUUAUUAUUUCACAGGACUUUCAGUGCCAGUUUCACAAGACUUGAAGUCGCCAAUUCAAAAUGAUUUCACUCGGACUUUUCGUUUUCUUGCAGAUUUCAGUCGUUGUAAGGGGCACCCCACAUCCCAAUAAUGGACACACCACCCAAAAGAUUCCUAGCGGUGGAGAAGUAGACGCAGCCAUUGUGAAUAUCAACACCCUCUACACCGACGCCCUGUGUCUCGAGCUUCUUCUGGUCGACUGCGCUACCCAUGUGACAAAGGGAGAUGAGCAAGUGUGUGGCUCCAAUGGGGUAACCUAUAACAACCACUGCCGUUUUACCCACGCGGUGUGCGAGACUCUUUAUGAUGAUCAUAAAAUAACCCUCAAAAGCCACGGCGCAUGUCCAAACACCACUGCCCCUCCAAGCAACGUUGCCACCGUCACCGUCGCUGCUUCUGCAACCACUGCAGUGACACAUGGUACAGGUUCCGGUCACACAACUGACGCGACAACCACUUCCGCUCCAUCGACUACCACUUCCGCCCCAACGAAGGCAACACCAGACCCAAUCGCUUCCAUUGUUCAAAAUGUCUUCUGCAGCAAUCUCGGUUCCAUAUCGUGCUCAGGUGGUUUUGACGUCAUAUGUGGGUCAGAUGGAAAUUACUAUCCAAACCAGUGCGAACUCUCAAAAGCCAAGUGUCAUGACAACGCUCUGACCAUCGUUACCGACAUAAGCAAGUGCGCUGCCAGCGUUUCUGGAGGAAAGUAGCCGUUGUUAUAUGUAUAAUAAAGGUCUUUGAUGAA